Messenger RNA from Ruditapes philippinarum (Manila clam), 5483 nucleotides. Its product is annotated as intermembrane lipid transfer protein VPS13A-like. Gene Ontology annotation, biological process: protein retention in Golgi apparatus; protein targeting to vacuole. The record is from RefSeq and is a predicted model, not a curated record. Lineage: Eukaryota; Metazoa; Mollusca; Bivalvia; Venerida; Veneridae. Gene Ontology annotation, cellular component: extrinsic component of membrane. The transcript is spliced from 47 exons. Bases 120 to 5468 code for a protein of 1782 amino acids.
UAGCAUAAUGACGACAACAACCAAAAUGUCGGCUUGAAAGAAGUGAUAGGCCGAAUUUGUCAGAAGUUUUACCGUUUUUGCAGAUUUAGCGGAUUGUAUUUUGAUAAUAGACUGUCAGAAUGGUUUUCGAGUCACUUGUCACCGAUUUGAUCAACAAGUAUUUGGGAGACUUUGUGGAAAACUUGGAUAAAUCCCAAUUAAAACUUGGAAUAUGGGGAGGUGAUGUUGUUUUGAAUGAACUAGAUUUGAAGGAAAGUGCAUUGGAUGACCUUGAUCUUCCAGUAAAGAUCAAAGCUGGCCAUAUAGGAAAUUUAACCUUGAAAAUUCCAUGGAAGAAUUUGUAUUCUGAGCCGGUGAUUGCUACCAUAGAUGGGUUAUACGCCCUUGCAGUUCCAAAUGUUGGUAUCAAAUACAAUGCUGAGAAGGAAGAGAAAGAAAAACAGGCAGCCAAACAGAAGAAACUUACAGCUCUGGAAGAGGCUAAAAAGUUGGAGGCAGAGAAAGAUAAACCAAAAGAGAAGAAAAAAGAUUCAUUUGCUGAGAAGUUCGCUACUCAGGUCAUCAAGAAUCUUCAGGUUGAAGUACGAAAUAUCCAUGUGCGUUUCGAAGAUAAAUACACAAAUCCUAAACAACCAUUCUCCAUUGGUGUCAGUUUGAAGGAACUUCUUUUUAGAACAACAGAUGAGAACUGGAAACCAUGUAUAAUCAAAGAAGCUGUGUCACAGAUUAACAAGCUGGUGAAACUAGAGUCCCUGGCCGUGUACUGGAACAGUCGCACAGAGCUGUAUGAAGAUAGGCCUAAUCUGAAAUCUUGGUUAACUGGUCUGAAAGGUGCAAUAGCUGCUGAUAGUAAAGCUGACUUCCAAUAUUUGAUCAAGCCAAUCUCAUCAGUUGCUCAUCUGAAAUUGAACACAAAACCAGAGCUACAGGAGUACAGUUCGCCCAAGAUGUUCCUUACUAUAAUCUUCGAUGAGAUAUCUGUGUGUCUGGCUAAACUUCAGUAUAAUGAUGUAUUGGAGAUGUUGGAAGGUUUUGAGAGAGUGGCCUUGAUGGGAAUAUACAAGAAAUAUAAACCUAGUGUGCCUUUGAAAGGCAACAUCAGAACAUGGUGGCAUUACGCAUACACAAGUAUAUUGGAGGAGACAGUGAGGCGGAGAAGAAAGAUGUGGUCGUGGUCAUAUAUGAAAGAACAUAGAGAUAUGAAGAACAAAUAUAGAGAAGUCUACAUAAAGAAGCUAGAGAGUAAAAAAGUUUCAGGAGAUCUACAGAAAAGUUUGGAUGAGUGCGAGAAGUAUCUAGAUGUAUUCAACAUCACUGUGAUACGUCAGCAAGCAGAACUGGAGGCGGCCAAGCGUGGAGCUAAACGGGCUGAGGACAAGAAAAAUGCGGGAUGGUUUGGUGGUUGGUUUGGAGGUGGAGGGAAGAAAAAGGGUGAUGGAAAAUCUAAAGGAGAAGUGGAAAAUAUUCAGGAACAGUUUUAUGAACAGUUUAAUGCAGAAGAGAAGAAGAAACUCUACGAUGCCAUUGGUUACCAGGAAAAUGAGGCGGACCCUACUCUUCCAAAGGAGUUUGUGGCAGUAAGACUGGUCACCAAGUUAAAUAACUUAUCAGUCAUGCUUCAUGAUAAUUCAAAGACGGAACCACAGAUCUUGAAGAUGCAGUUAAAGAGUGUGUUUGCCUCAGUGGGCCAGAGACCAGCUGCCAAUGCUGUCAAGGUAGAUUUAAAGAUGGACAAGUUUACAUUACUGGGCACCCAGCAGGAAGAGUUUGUACCUAGGAUGGUCACUUCUAUCACUCAGACAGAGGCAACACAACAGGCGCUAUCAUUGCUAGAUGUGUUGUUUGAGACCAACCCACUGGAUGGACAGUGUGACACUAGAGUUAGAGUGAACACCAGACCUGUGCAGAUUAUCUAUGAUGCUAUUACAGUCAAUCAGAUGGCAGAGUUUUUCAAACCACCAAAAGAUAUUCAGCUGAAACAGUUAUCUCAGGCGGCUAUGUCCAAGUUUGAUGAGAUAAAGGAACAGUCGGCAACAGGACUUCAACAUGCUAUAGACCUGAAGAAGUACACAGAGAUAGCUGUAGAUCUACAACCUUCUUAUGUUAUUGUGCCUCAUGGUGGAAAAUGGACAAAAAAUAAAGAUGUAGCUAAGUUGGUACUAGACCUGGGUAAUCUGAAGAUUGGUACAGAAAAGAGCCAAACAGAUGAUAGUGAAGGGCCAAAGAGUCCCCAGUCACUGGAAGACGUCAUGUUGAAAGCUUAUGAUAAAUUCAAUAUAAAACUGGAUAGGGUACAGUUACUGAUGGCUCAUGCAGGUGAAGACUGGCAGAAGGCGAGGUCGUUGUCGGAUUCCAACUUACACAUCUUGUGUCCCAUCUCUAUAUCUAUAGUGUUACAGAAAUGUAUGUUUGAUAAAGAUCCUAGAAUGGCAAAGAUGAAGGUGGCAGGUAUGUUACCUCUACUCAGUUUGAACAUGUCAGAUCACAGACUACAGGAGAUUCUGUCCCUGGUACAGAGUAUACCCCUGCCAGAGAGUGCCCCUGUGGAACCAGCCGACCCCUUUGCCGAGGGACCGGGUGUAUUACCGACGGUGGAUGUGAACGAGAACAGGAUAGCUAAGAAUAUAGUGAUAAGUGAGGAGGGCGACAAGAAAGCGUUACAGACCAGUGAAUCAAUGGAGUUUGUUAACUACACUGAUAUAGAGCUCCAGUUUGUUAUAAAUGAGAUAAGCUUGAAUAUAGCACAGAGGUUGGAUAAUAAGGAUGUCCCAUUGCUGAGGCUGGCUGUGAAUGACCUUGGAACUGAUGUCAAGGUCAGGACCUUUGACCUUAUUGCUGAAGCUUUCCUAGGUGGAAUACAAGUGCAAUAUCUUAAAGUUAAUGAAAACCAGAAAGCUUUUAAGUGUACAGCUGAUGAACCAAGGAGCCAGUAUGUUACAGUCUCUGAUGGUGUUACAUCACAACUUGGUGAUAAGUUGCUGCAAGAUACAGACCGAGGUCCAGCCAUCAAUCUUGUCAACACACCAAGACCUCAAGGAAGCAAGUCUAAUCUUCUAGCUGUACAUUUCCUGAAGGCCAACACAGAUGGUCCGGAGUUUGCUACAACGUACAAGAAGACGGAGCAGAGUUUAAAUGUAGAGUUCUCUGCCCUUGAACUAUUAUUACAUCAGGAGAGUAUUCUAGACUUACUGGUGUUCGCUCAGUCGAUACAACCUCCGAAACUUACCGAGGUGGAGAACAAGGUUGCCGACAGUAAACCUGAGGAGAAAAAAGUGAAAACAACCAAGAAAAAGGAAUUUACCAAAGACCCGGAGGUGAUAGACAUGUCGGUGAAAGCUGCAUUGAAAAUGUUUUCUGUCACCAUUUGCUCAGAGGAAAAACUUAUCACAGAUGUCAAAAUUAAAGGUAUAGAAGCUAAUGUAACACUUCAAGAGAGGCAGACUUUAGUUGGUGCAUUGCUGAAAGAUAUAUCUGUAAGAGAUCCAAGUCCUGAAACAUUCUAUCCUAAUAUUCUAGAAAUCCAGGGCAGUGAAGUAUUGGCCCUGAACCUUGCAAUAUUGAAUGAGAACACAGCAGGUGAUCGCUAUGACAACAUGAACAAUGUAGAUAUGAAAGUUGAAGUGUCGUUAGGGCGAAUCAAGGUCACGUUUCUCAACAAAUAUGUCAAUGAUUUGCUGGGAUUUCUUGACAACUUCCAAGCAGCUCAGGCAAAGAUCAAGGAAGCCGGCGAGACUUUGGCCGAGUAUUCCCAAGAUGCCGUGCAGAACUUACAGGAGACGGCUUCAAGAUUGUCCCUCUCGGUUGAUAUGAACGCCCCCAUUAUCUUUAUGCCGCAGUGUUCGAAAUCUUACAAUGUUCUUAUGGUAGAUCUCGGUCAUUUGUCUGUGAAGAAUGCUUUUGAGAUGCCGGGGAAAAGAUCAGCAAAUGGGGUACCAGCAGUUCUAGAUAAAAUGAACGUGACUUUAACAGACUUGAAAGUGUCAAGGGCUAUAGUAGAUGCCUCCCAGUACGUGAAGAGUGAGGUGGAGUUAUUACAACCGGCCGAAAUAUCGGUUGGCAUCUGUAGAAAUAUCGCUUCAAGCUGGUUCCAUGACGUCCCUGAUAUUGACAUCUCGGGAAAUAUCAAAGCCAUUAAGUUGACAAUAAGUCAGGGAGAUUUUACGGCUAUGAUGAAUGUUUUGAACGAGAAUUUGUCUGAGGGUCAGGAUAAGACGAAACAGUUACCUGAGAAACCGGAAGAAACUACCGCUGUGUCCACAAAUGUUGAAGAAACUGUCACUGCUGAAACUGCUGUAUCUACAGAGAGUACCCCUGUAGCAGUGACUAGUCAGGAGACAUGGUGUAAACUGAAGUUUAAUUUCUGUAUUAAUACACUGUCAGCAACACUUUAUAAUGGAGAGAGUAAACUGACAUCAGGUCUAUACUUACAUGAUGACAAGAAGUGCCUCGGUCAGUUUGCACUGGAGUUGAUGGGUCUAGAUGGUCACAUGAUGACUAAUAAUGACAUGGAUGUCAAGGUCAUACUGAGAGAUACGAUCAUGGAUGAUAAACGUCCUCAGAAAAUAGGAGGUAUCACAAGAAUGAUGGAAAGAAGUAAGAAAGUGUCUACAACAGAUGGGAAAGAACUCAAUAUGAUAGAUGUGUCAUUUAAACAGGAGAAGAAUGACAAAAAUAUUGAUGUACACAUGAGCAGUUUGUAUGUGUGUGUAUGCCUGGAUUUCCUGAUGUCAGUAGCCGACUUCUUUGUGAAAGGUCUACCUAAACAACCCGAGGUAGAACCACCACCUGUUCCUGCCAAAGAAACACAAAAAGCUGCUGCGGUACAACCAAAACCAGCUGAACCAGUGGCAGGUGAGAUGAAUAUAUCUGUCUCUAUAGAUAGACCAGAAAUUAUCAUGAUAGAAGACCAGUCUAAACAAGAUACGAGUGCCCUCAUGUUAGAUAUGGAGUUAGUGUUCAGGAUGAGACAGAGUCCGGAGACAAUGGACAUGUCAGCUGCCAUUAAAAACCUCGGUAUAGUCUCCUGUAAAUACAACAGUAGGGGCUCCGGGGCACAGAUAUUGACCCCAUGUGACAUAUCAUUCUACAGUAAGACACCUAAGGAUCAGGGAGCGCAUAUGGAUGUUUCAACUACAGAUUUAAUCCUGAACAUUUCCCCAGCUACCAUCAAAACAAUGUCCGCUAUAGCAGCUGGCCUAUCUAAACAAGAAGAGGAAGGGGAAGAGGAAGAGAAAAUGCCUGGGGAUAUCUGGCAGAUUAAGAAAAUAUCCGACUGUGAUUUCUGGUUCCUAAAAUCAGCUGAUGACACAGACAAUCUUGCAUCAGAACCGCUAGAUUUGGGCACAGCAGUUGAUGAAGUUUUAGAAGAAAGGGGGGAACAGUCCUAUAAAGAAAAGGUAUACAGAUUGUUCUCUAUGUUUCCAUCAUGCAUUACACCAUACAGAUUGCUUCUCCCCCCCAUAUACUAAUAUUCCAUUACAUGU